AAACUGACGUGGACGAGAUACAAAAUGUAAACAUCACCUCAAAGGUGUAAAUAUAUUCAGUAUGGGUGAGGGCACAAAGAAGGGAGGGAGAAUAUUCGUUUACCUACAAUGUUAUUUUGUUACAAUAGCCACAAUACUGGGUACUGGAAUAUUAGGUCUUCCAGUUACAUUGAGUGAAUCCGGUAUCUAUCCCUUCUUGGUGUCUUUCCUUUUUGGUGCUUUUAUGCAGGUGCUGACUGUCUAUUUUUUCACAGAGCUUCUCCAGCUGGCACAUGCAUCCCAGACUCAAACUCAAAAGGAGGAGUUAGUUCCCCUGAAUGAUCUUUUGGCUGAUGAGACAUGUGAUGAAUUAGAAGAGGAGGAUGAAACCAGUGGAUCGGUGUUGGCUGGUCAUGUGAUCUUACCCAAACAAGACAGUGCCAGACCCCCAAAUUUACACCUGCUGGGAGAGCUGUUCCUCGGAUGUGGACUCCUGCAGGCCUUUGAUAUCACUCUAGUUCUACAGUUUGUUGCUCUCUUAAUCAGCUACUCCCUGGCAGGAAGUGAAGCCUAUGCUCAGGUCUUAGGAGUCAAUUACAUUUAUGUGAUCCCUGUGUUUGUCUGGGUUCUCACUUUUCUCAUCAUCUUCGCUCUACAACUAGUACAGCCUGUGGUCUCUAUUCUAACAUUCUUCAAAGGAUCACUUCUCCUAGGAACAGUAGGAGUUACAUUUUAUGUUGGUGCAGAGAUACACAGAGAAAUUCACAAUGAUUUCUCAGCCUUUGGAGGACCAUUUUUAAUGGGAACUGUAGCUCUUGGUGGUGUUGUGAACACUAUGCCUCUAAUGUACAGCAAGAUAAGUCCAGUGAAAAACCAGAUCCAAAACUUCAGAUUCUCAGUCAACCUAGGCCUCAUCACAUGUACCAUUCUUAAUAUAUUAUGGUGUUGGGCAGUGCUGGACAUUGUUCCCCAGUUGUCCACCUUCCCGUGUCCUUCACAUUCCAGCCAUAUUCAGGGAACAUCUUGUCACAGCAACAUCUCUUUACAGAGGUCAGCAAGUGAUGGGGAGAUCUCCACUAUUCCAUUGACUGAGAUUAUUAAGGAGCGUUACCCCUCUUUUGCCUGGGUUGCUUUUCUUGUUGAGCUCUUCAUUAUGGUCAGCAUCACGGUCUCGUUCCUCACAGUAGGAGCCGUCCUCCAUCAUACACUAUUAGGGUGGCUUGAAUCUGCCUGGAAAAAAGAUAAACUGACAGAAUAUAGAACACAGAAGAAGGUUAGGUGUAUCAAUGCCAAAUGCUUUUGCAGCUCUGUUAUCUCCUUUGUAGUAUUUUCCAUUGUUUUUGGUAUCUCAAUGUUAGACCCUCAGGGAUUUGUUGAAAUAUUGGAAAAAUUCUCCUCCUUUACUAUCAAUAUAGAAGUGGCCUUAUUUAUAUUUUUAAUGUGCCUUAAUGCCAGGAGAAAAGAAAAUCUGAAACAGCAGAUCCCUUUACCGAUUCCAUCCCUCUUUGGAUAUUUAUUGUACUUGAUUCCGUUGUACUUUGGCUUCGCUGUGAUAUACGAUGUGGGGUUAUCUAUAUAUGGUAUUGUGAAAGAACACUCAUCCCCAGACGACCAUCAGAACUCGAACCAGACUUCUGGUUUCCCUUUUACAUCUGUGGUGACUACGCCUGCAAUGCUUAAUCUGUCUACAAUCACACAUGUACCAUUAGUUACUUCUACAAGUAUAGCAGAAUAUAUAAAAAAUGUGUUCAAUAAUUCAGGAAUCUGAGGCACUUUGUUAAGGUUUAAAUUGUUCCCUCUCUAGUCUGAAAUUAAUAAUGUCUUUUAAAUGUGUAUUGAUACUGGAAGCUUAUAAUGUACCUGUUUAUAAAUAUGGUGUAUAAAUCAUGAUUUGUAUUAUUUACUACUACAUUGUAGUUAAAUAUAUUGCUUUGAAAUGGAAAAUAUAAUUUAUAUAUGAUAUCAGCAAUACUACAAUUUCCACUUAACCUUUAUAAUACAGAAGAUCUACACAAUACAAUUAAGGGCUUAAUAAACAUGAAAGAUACUUUUUUUUUUAAAUUAUGAAAUAAGUGUAAAUCUGUGUAUCUGUACAUUCCUUCCUCUACACAAACGUAGUGCUUCCUGAAUUUUCUAUUAAUUAUUGCCUCUUACAUGGAUGGUAACUUAAUUAACAGAAGAUUAAUAACUUUUUUGAUCAAAGUUUCCCUGUUGUUGAUCUGUGUAGUGGACUGGUGUGUCCAUCUGCUAAAUAAGGUAACCUCAACUUCCUUAGAAGUUUAACAUCUUUCUCAAGUAUAAAUUUUAUCCAAACAGUAUGGAGAUUUAAGUAUCAGCAAAUAUAGAGCUAGCUGGAAAAUCUAUUCUCCUUGGAACAAGCUUAUAAACUAACUUAUAAAUAAUAACAUGCUACAUAAUAUCAAAUAUUUAUAAUUGUUUUUAACAGAUGAUUUCAGGGCAAAGUGUAGGGUGCCAUGUGAGUCCAUAAUUUCUUACAAAUGUAAAUCUGACCAAAUCAAGUAAUUCAGUGUUUUUUUCCUUUAGCAGGGAACACAGAUUCUCUGAAUUAGCUUGAUGUUAUUUGUACUUGAUUUCUCCUAGUGUCAAAUUCACUUUACAUGUAUUUGCACUCACAAAAAAGGAAAUUCAAGAAAUACCUUGUAUAUUGAAUAAUUUGUAUGUUACAACUGGUCUUUAUACCUAUACAUACCUUUGUACAGAUUCAAAGUGCACAAACAGUUAGGUGCCAAAGCAGUAAAUUUUUCCUUAGGGCCAUCAGACCCAAUAAUCUCAUAAAAAAUGAAGAAAACAUUUCAGCAAACAUCAAACCAGACAAUAUAUACAUGUAUGUACAUGUCUAAUAUAGGUUGUGGGUGGAGUAGCUGCAGAACUGUAGCUCCAUCUCUGCUUAAGAAUAUUUGGAUAAAGAUUUUCUCAAGCAGAGAGCAGCUCUGUAGCUAUGUGUGGAGUAACUUUAUCUAUUUCUCUUUUUUCACGGCAAUUACACUCAGGUGAGCAAUUUAACUUGAGGGCCUCUUUGUGUUGUACUUAUAAGAAAUGUAUGUACAUAAUAAUUUAAUUUUUAAAUACAUGUAAAUGUACUGUUGAAUUGACUUAAGUACAAAGGGUACAAGAUAUUUACUUUCUAUUAAUAU
This is a messenger RNA of Saccostrea echinata, 3134 nucleotides long. RefSeq lists its product as uncharacterized. The coding region runs from base 62 to 1747 and encodes 561 amino acids. The record is from RefSeq and is a predicted model, not a curated record. Lineage: Eukaryota; Metazoa; Mollusca; Bivalvia; Ostreida; Ostreidae. The transcript has 17 exons.